AUGUGGAUACAAGUGGUGCAAUUGGUCACUCUAAUAUGGGUAGGCCUCGCGUCCACGGCCGGUUUCCAGAUGUUUCCAAACACACAAGAUCCAUAUAACAACAAUGAUGUAUACAGCCAAAGACAAACAUACCGCCAAACUAUGACACCGAGACUAGUACAACCUGCAAGCUUCAGUGCUAAUUUCAAUCAGAACAACAAAAGGUUCUCACAGAGAGCUGCCCAGAAGUCAACUAGUCAACGAACCACAAAACAAAAAGUGCCAAAUAAACCACGCAAUCCGAAAACAAUGAAAAAGACUACUGCGCGAAAGCCUAAAGUUCCCGCCCGACAAAGCCGUUAUGAAACCAUGAUGGCCAGACGUAGAAUAGCAGCCAUGCACUACAGGCUACGGGCACAAACAUGUGACCCACAAAUGUCGCUGUACUGCCGGUGUUCCAGAUUGGACUGUCUUGAGACCGAAAUACAAGCGUUCCCUUGCGGCUUCAUGUGGACUGGAAGGAGGUGUUGUAAACGAUGGUGGGCCAUGAAAUGUAUGAUGUCAGAGCUUAUGUCGGAGACAAGGCCAACUGGCGGUAGACAGAGUCAAGGUCAAAUGUCACUUCAACAGGCAAUGAUGACACCCAUGCUGAUGGAGGUUUUUGAAAUGUGA
Messenger RNA from Ylistrum balloti, 651 nucleotides. RefSeq lists its product as uncharacterized. NCBI's taxonomy places the organism in Eukaryota, Metazoa, Mollusca, Bivalvia, Pectinida, Pectinidae. The coding region runs from base 1 to 651 and encodes 216 amino acids. The transcript has 4 exons. The record is from RefSeq and is a predicted model, not a curated record.